AUUGAAGCAACCCAGACAACGACAUCGACAUCCCGCCCACGAACCCAACACCGUCGCAAUGGGUCGCGUUAUCAGGAACCAGCGUAAAGGUCGCGGCUCCAUCUUCACGGCCAACACCCGCUUGAACAAGGCCCCCGCCCAGUUCCGUACCCUCGACUACGCUGAGCGCAAUGGCUACAUUCGCGGCGUUGUAAAGGAGAUUGUCCACGACUCCGGCCGUGGUGCUCCUCUGGCGAAGGUCGUCUUCCGCAACCCCUACCGGUUCAAGCACGACACCGAGACCUUCAUUGCCAACGAGGGCAUGUACACCGGCCAGUUCAUCUAUGCCGGAAAGCACGCCGCUCUGACCAUUGGCAACAUCCUCCCCCUCGCCUCCGUACCCGAAGGUACCGUCCUUACCAACGUCGAGGACAAGUCUGGUGACCGUGGUGCGCUCGGCCGUACCUCCGGCAACUACGUUACCGUCAUCGGCCACAACCCGGACGAGGGCAAGACCCGUGUCAAGCUCCCUUCCGGUGCGAAGAAGGUCCUCCCCAGCACUGCCCGUGGUAUGGUCGGAAUCGUUGCAGGAGGUGGACGUACAGACAAGCCUCUCCUCAAGGCUUCGCGUGCCAAGCAUAAGUUCGCUGCCAAGCGCAACAGCUGGCCCAAGACUCGCGGUGUGGCCAUGAACCCCGUCGACCAUCCCCACGGUGGUGGUAACCACCAGCAUAUCGGCAAGGCCUCCACCAUCUCCAGGGAGGCGGCACAGGGUCAAAAAGCCGGUCUCAUUGCGGCGCGGAGGACGGGUCUGCUCCGUGGUACGCAGAAGACGAAGGAGUAGACGUGCGGGGAACAAGGAUAGCGAUGUGGUGCUGGGGUCCGUGGCAACCGGCGACAACGAGCGUGCAGCCGGUGAUUCUCAUAACUCUUUAUGCGGAUGGCGGGGCGUUAUGAACUUCUACACACAAAUAGGCAUCUUAC
Messenger RNA from Westerdykella ornata, 963 nucleotides. RefSeq names its product 60S ribosomal protein-like protein L2/L8. Gene Ontology annotation, molecular function: structural constituent of ribosome; RNA binding. The transcript is spliced from 6 exons. Lineage: Eukaryota; Fungi; Ascomycota; Dothideomycetes; Pleosporales; Sporormiaceae. Gene Ontology annotation, biological process: cytoplasmic translation. Gene Ontology annotation, cellular component: cytosolic large ribosomal subunit; ribosome. The record is from RefSeq and is a predicted model, not a curated record. The coding region runs from base 59 to 823 and encodes 254 amino acids.